Molecule: messenger RNA, 2865 nt
Organism: Sapajus apella (tufted capuchin)
Lineage: Eukaryota; Metazoa; Chordata; Mammalia; Primates; Cebidae
Exons: 1
Coding region: 97-510 (137 amino acids)
Source: RefSeq, a predicted model, not a curated record
CGCUGGUGAAAUUGUCUUUUGCUGAGGGAGUUUUCGUUUUCUUCCAAUUUUCUUCAUCUGAGCAAAAGCCAAACCAAAUGAAUCCUUUCAGUUACAAUGGAGUUGCGAUCCUGGAACGACCCGGCGGAAUCCGCAGAAACCCCUUGGACACUACAGCCGCGGAAGCAACGAAAGGGGCGCACUCCUGGGGGCAGGCUUCGCGUAGCCUGCGCGCGGGGAGAGGGGAGCACCAUAGCGUUCUCUGCGCUCCGGAGGACGCCGACCCGCGUGGGGAGAAUUCGCCCCCGCCCGGGUUUCGGCCGCGGCGUCGCGGCCACUUUGGAGACACUCCCUGGCUCUGGCCAGGCGGACCGAGGCGUGACUCGCAGGUGCCCACGCGUGCCAGCUGCGGCUGGGCUAGGGACGCGGGGUCGCCCGGUGGGGAGCGGGGACCUGGCUCUCGAAAUUCGUUGCAGGAUGGAGGGGGCUGUGGUCGCGCGUGGGAACCCGCUUGCGGCUCGGAGGGUCUAGGGACUUCGGGUUCCUGAAUGUCAAGGGAGGGGGGCAGCUCCUAGUUAGAGCAAACAGCGGGAUUUCUUUGGGAAACGCGAGUGGUGAGCCCCUCCCUGCUCUAGUCCACUCUGGGCGCUGGAACCACUCCCCGUUCUGCUCGCGUCUCAGUGACUUUCUAUCCAGGCCCAGGGCGCCGUGGACAGGACCGCACACGGAGUAGUCACCUUCCGCUCCAGCCCUGGGGAGACAAGCAGAAUCAUUUUCUUUCAGCUAAUGCUAAAAUCGUUAGGUGCAAACUCUUUGAAUGUCGCACCCCUGCCCUGGGCUCUUCCUCCCGCUGCUUGUGGUGCGGACAGUGGUGAGAGCUCGGAUGUGCUGUUGGCGAGAAGUGUGUUCAAAUUUGGACUGGCCACUUCCUAGCUGAGUGACCUUGAGCAAGUGAUUCCAUAUCUUUAGGGUUCGGUUUUCUUGUUUGCGAAAAGGGAAAGGCGUGCUUGCUGGAUGUUCGUGAGCCGCGAGUGAGAUGUUGAGGGAGCGCAGAGCAUUGGCCCUGGCACGUAGUAGGCACUAGACAGCGUGGCUCACCUCCCACUCCAUCCCCCCAGAGUAGUGGCUGAUGUAUUGCUCUUAUGACUCUUGUUUAUUUUGUUUGCAGUUUUCUUUGCAUGGGCUCAGUUGGAGAGAAGGGUGUAUUUGCCUACCAGUAGGGUCAUUUUCAGAGGACCGGGAAGGGCAGGAAAUGCAGGUUGGGGAUUCUUUCUCUCUUCUCCCAACAGGCCUCCAGGUCUGGGUCUGGAGUUAGGUCGCUUGCCCGCUGUGUGACCUUGGGCAAGUUCCUGGCCCUUGCUGAACCGUUGUGGCGGGUGUGGAGAGGAGGCCAACAGGAAGGGUGAAAGCUGCAGGAUGCCUGGGGUCUGGGCAAGCGCUGCCUUACUCCCUUCCUGUGACAAGGACCCUCAGAUAGGGUAGAUGCCAUUGCCCUGGCCGCGGGGGGGGGGGGGGGGGCUCCUGUUUCUAAUUCAGGCCCUGCCACUGGCAGUGUGGGUGCUGUUGGGUCCCUAACCACCCCUCCCAGGACCUCAUUUUCCUUAUUUGUAAAACAAAAAGGGCACCAGCUACCCCCAGGGUGGCUGUGAGAACGAAAUGAGAUAACAUCGUGGAAGUGCCUCUGAGUAACUCUGGAGGUUAUAUAAUCAUAACUUUAAUGACAACAGUAAAGCUACUGUAGCUGAGAACCUGUGCCAGGCAAGGAGCUGGACACUUAUUUAUUCUUCACAACGACGCUGUGAGGAAAGGGCUGUUAGUGACUCCAAUUUCUAACUGAUGAGGGAAUUGAGGCGUUGAGGGUUCAAGGAAAGCACAGCUCCCCACUUGGGGGCUGGAGUUGGCACCUCACCAGCUCCACUUCCCUUCUGGCUUCCAGAGUCCUGGACUCAGGGCUGCCCUUGUCACUUCAGACACCGUUAAAUCAGGACAACAAGGCCCGCCACACAGAGGUUUGUGGUGCAGAAUGAAGGUGUGGGUGGCACAGGGCUACUCUCAGAGCAUGUGCUUGAGAAUAGGCUGUGACUCAGGGAAUUAUUCAGCCUCUUUGUGCCUCAGUUUCUUCAUUUAGUAAAUAAACCUCAUGGGAUUAAAUGAGCCCCUCCAGGUAAAGCCUGGCAUGGGUCAGAGCUCUGCCUCACUGCUGGGUUCUGGCUUUCUGACCUCCAUGGUUCCUCAUCAUCCAGCCCUGUCACCCAGAUGAAGGAGCUUUGGGCCACCAAUCAUAAGCCUCCUUUCAUGUCCUAUCCAGAUAGAGAGCUGCUAGGCAGCUCAGUAGCUGGGGUAAAUUGGGUCAGAUAUUAGUCCCUAGGACAGUGGUUCUCAAAGUGUGUUCCCAGAGUAGCAGCAACAGCAUCACUGGAGAAUUUGUUAAAAAUGCAAAUUCCUGGACCCUCGCCAGAUCUAUGGAAUCAGAAACUCUGGGGUAGGAUUCGGCAAUCUGUGUUUAACAAGCCCUCCAGGUGAUUCUAAUGCCUGCUCAACUCUGGAAGCCAGUGCCCAGAAUAUUGUCCAUUUCAUCCAAGUUUUAAAAUUUAUUGUUGUAACGCUGUGGGAAGAUUCUCUCAGAAUUUGAAGCUCUCAUAUGAAUCUGUAUUAAUACCUUCCGCUUCUCAUUCCCAGUGUUGUUCAUUCCUGCCUUCUCCUGAUCAUACCUGCCAAAGGUUUGUUAUUUUGUUGGCUUUUUAAAAAAGCCUAUGAUUUCAUUGUCCCCUCUUAAAAUGCCACCUCUUUCAUGAAUGUUGUGGUUUUAAAAAUUACUUAAUUUCUUCUUUGUUCAGUUGAAAAUUUAAUUAGUCAACUUUUCUUUCCUUUUAAAUAAAUGCAUUC